GGCCUGCAGGGGCCAGGCAAGAUGGCGGCUAUGGAGACAGAGGCAGCACUGCUGACCCUAGAAUCGUUGCCCACGGACCCGCUGCUCCUCAUCUUAUCUUUCUUGGACUACCGCGACCUAAUCAAUUGUUGCCAUGUCAGUCGAAGACUUAGCCAGCUAUCAAAUCAUGAUCCACUGUGGAGAAGACAUUGCAAAAAAUACUGGCUUAUAUCUGAAGAAGAGAAAACACAGAAGAAUCAGUGUUGGAAAUCUCUCUUCAUAGAUACUUACUCUGAUGUAGGAAGAUACAUUGACCAUUAUGCUGCUAUUAAAAAGGCCUGGGAUGAUCUCAAGAAAUACUUGGAACCCAGGUGUCCUCGGAUGGUUUUAUCUCUGAAAGAAGGGGCUCGAGAGGAAGACCUGGAUGCUGUGGAAGCUCAGAUCGGUUGCAAGCUUCCUGAUGAUUAUCGAUGCUCGUAUCGCAUCCAUAACGGGCAGAAGCUAGUGGUUCCUGGGUUGUUGGGAAGUAUGGCACUGUCUAAUCACUAUCGUUCUGAGGAUUUGUUAGACGUCGACACAGCUGCUGGAGGAUUCCAGCAGAGACAGGGAUUGAAAUAUUGUCUCCCUUUAACUUUUUGCAUACACACUGGUUUGAGUCAGUACAUAGCAGUGGAAGCUGCAGAAGGCCGAAACAAAAAUGAAGUUUUCUACCAGUGUCCAGACCAAAUAGCUCGGAAUCCAGCUGCUAUUGACAUGUUUAUCAUAGGUGCUACUUUUACUGACUGGUUUACCUCUUAUGUCAACAAUGUUGUAUCAGGUGGUUUCCCAAUCAUCAGAGACCAAAUUUUCAGAUAUGUUCACGAUCCAGAAUGUGUAGCAACAACUGGGGAUAUUACAGUUUCAGUUUCCACAUCGUUUCUGCCAGAACUUAGCUCUGUACAUCCUCCCCAUUAUUUCUUCACAUACCGAAUCAGGAUUGAAAUGUCAAAGGAUGCACUUCCUGAGAAGGCUUGUCAGUUGGACAGUCGCUAUUGGAGAAUAACAAAUGCUAAAGGUGAUGUAGAAGAAGUUCAAGGACCUGGAGUUGUGGGUGAAUUUCCGAUCAUCAGCCCUGGUCGGGUAUAUGAAUACACAAGUUGUACCACAUUCUCUACAACAUCAGGAUAUAUGGAAGGUUAUUAUACCUUCCAUUUUCUUUACUUUAAAGACAAGAUCUUUAAUGUCGCUAUUCCCCGAUUCCAUAUGGCAUGUCCUACAUUUAGGGUAUCUAUAGCCCGAUUGGAAAUGGGUCCUGAUGAAUAUGAAGAGAUGGAAGAGGAAGAGGAAGAGGAGGAGGAAGAAGACGAUGAUUCGGCAGAUAUGGAUGAAUCAGAUGAGGAAGAUGAGGAGGAGAGGCGGAGGAGAGUCUUCGAUGUUCCCAUUCGCCGACGUCGCUGCUCACGCCUUUUUUAGCAAGGCUUAUGGAAGCACUGGGAUAACUCCAGUCUGUCAAAUCAGUCGCCCAAUAAUGUAAAUAACUAAAUCAUCCUCAGCAUAUAGCAGGAAAACUAGCAUGAAAUAUUGUUCCAGGCCCUGAGUUCUAUGCGACAGUACAUUAGGAAUUGGAUUGUUUUCGUUUGCCUUGUGUUUUCGAGGUAUAGGAGCAAAUGGAAAUCUUUUUUUCUCAUCCAGAAUUUAAUGGCGGAAUAGUUCUCUAGCUAAGGAACAGGCAGUUCUUUGUUUUAAAAUAUUUUAUACUUAUGAAAAUACAGAAAUGGGGAGGGAAUUGUUUUGAAUAAGGAUUUAAAAUAUAGCAGAAAUACUAUACAUGGAUAGAGAAAAACUAUGUAACUGAAUAAUUCUAUGAAAAGACUUCUUGCAGUUGUGAGUUAUUUAGAAAUGAAUACAAUUUGUAAUUAGGCCAAUCCAUGUAGUGAUUCCUAUAUAUUUUGUACUCACAGGAAACUAUUGACUAAAUAACUUGAAUGCUAGUGGUCUGCCCUUUCUUAGACAAUCUGUUCUUGAAUUUAAAGUCUUUAUCAUUAAGACCUUGAAUUUAAAGUCUUUAUCACUGCAAUCUUGAAUUUAAAGUCUUCAUGACUACAACCUUGACCUUGAAAUUAAAGUCUUCAGUACUACCAACUUGUAUCAUUUCCAUAUGCAUCGUUUUUGAAAUGUAGUGUGUAAAAGUAUGUAGUGUAUUGUUUACUAACACAAAAUUCUUCACAAUGUCUCAUGUAGUCUAAAUUUGUAAAUACUGUCUCUGUUUUGUUUCUCCUUUAUAAAUUUUACUGUCUAAGUUUGUGAUAAGUGACAUGAAUUUUAUGUUAAAAUAAGUAUGUUUUCCUGAAACUUUUUUUUUUUUUUUUUUGUAAUUAUAUAAUUGAGAAUUUGGAAUGAAAUCCUUUAAAUGUCAAAAGCUCACAUUUUAAAAGCAAUUUUGGUUC
Orycteropus afer afer is the source of this 2405-nucleotide messenger RNA. It is a transcript of the gene FBXO3, whose product is annotated as F-box protein 3. The record is from RefSeq and is a predicted model, not a curated record. Gene Ontology annotation, molecular function: protein binding. Lineage: Eukaryota; Metazoa; Chordata; Mammalia; Tubulidentata; Orycteropodidae.